Scatophagus argus is the source of this 4048-nucleotide messenger RNA. RefSeq names its product cathepsin 12 (gene cts12). Lineage: Eukaryota; Metazoa; Chordata; Actinopteri; Scatophagidae. The transcript is spliced from 10 exons. Gene Ontology annotation, biological process: immune response. Bases 75 to 1133 code for a protein of 352 amino acids. Gene Ontology annotation, molecular function: cysteine-type endopeptidase activity. The record is from RefSeq and is a predicted model, not a curated record. Gene Ontology annotation, cellular component: lysosome.
UUGUUGCAAAGCUAUAUAAGGAAGGUUGAACGUGAGUCUGUUGCUGUGCAGCUGUCCAGUGUCACUCUCUGACCAUGGGAACAAAACAGACUCACAUCCAUGCAGUGCAGCAGGCCAGCUUCCUGCUGAGAGCAUCUCUGCUCUUUGCCCUGCUGUGUGGCCCACAGCAUGUGGUUUCAGACUCAGAUGAGGCAGUCCUGACUGACUGGGACAUCUGGAAGAGCAGCCAUGGCAUAGCCUAUGACGAAAUGGACGACAUGCAAAGGAGGGUCAUCUGGGAGGAGAACAAAAGGAUGAUUGAUGACAAUAAUCAAGGGUUUUUCAUGGGCACGAAGUCAUUCACUAUGGCCAUGAAUAAAUAUGGAGACCUGACAAAACAAGAGUACCUGGUCUUGCAAGGUGCCUUGAUAGAUGUCGGAUUUGCCAAGAGAGGAAAGACUGUCUCAUCCCGAAGGCUGCGAAACAAUGCUAGGAAGUUAGAUGCUUGGGUUGUUGACUACAGGAAGAUGGGUUAUGUCACUGAAGUGAAAGACCAGGGCUACUGUGGCUCGUGCUGGGCUUUCAGCACUACAGGAGCUAUCGAAGGACAAAUAUAUAAAAAGACAGGUCAGCUUAUAUCUUUGAGUGAACAAAACCUUGUGGACUGCUCCAAAUCUUAUGGCACCUAUGGCUGCAGUGGUGCCUGGAUGGCCAAUGCCUACGACUAUGUGAUCAGCAAUGGACUGCAGUCAACAAGUACCUACCCAUACACCUCUGCGGAUACCCAGCCCUGUUACUACGACAGCAGACUUGCAGUUGCCCAUAUCAGAGACUACAGGUUUAUACCCAAAGGAGAUGAGCAAGCCUUAGCUGAUGCAGUAGCAACUAUCGGUCCAAUCACAGUGACCAUUGAUGCAGAUCAUUCAAGCUUUCUGUUCUACAGCUCAGGAAUAUACAAUGAGCCAAACUGUAACCCUAACAAUCUGAGUCACGCAGUGCUUCUGGUUGGCUAUGGCUCUGAAGGAGGCCAGGAUUACUGGAUCAUCAAGAACAGUUGGGGGACCAGUUGGGGUGAAGGUGGCUACAUGCGAAUCAUCCGAGAUGGCAGAAAUGCUUGUGGCCUUGCGAGCUAUGCUUUGUUCCCUAUUCUGUGAUUCCCAUGAAAUGUCUCAGCUGAAUGCUAAUACUAAACUCUCACGCUCAAACCUCAUUCAUUGUUUUUAAAGUGCUCCAGUUAUCCUUAUUUUCUGAACCUUCUGCUGAACCUUUCUGAUACUGUAGAUAAUGUUUUGUUUAAAAACAUAAGUCUUUUACAGUGAAAAUAUUGCUUCUCUCAGGGACAUUGUACUGUGUGUACAACCUCUAGCCAGUCUCUGUGGCUAGAAAUUCAGUUAGUGGCCCAAAAAUUUUAUUAAUUGGCAAACUCACAAAAUAUGAAUAUUUAAAAGUGGGAAUCUUUAUAUCUCAAUAUCAAUGAGACUAUGUAACUUUGGAUACAGGUUAAUAUACUAUAAUACUAGAUAAUAUAGAUAACAAAUAUAAGACUUGCUCCAACCUUUUUGGUCUGGUAUGGAAUGCGGCUUAUGGUGGCUAAUUUUGAUAGUGUGUGCAAACUUACUGUAGCCUAGGGUAGACCUAUAACAGACAAUGCUGAGUGAAUUAGCUGACUUUGUGACUCGACUCUAUAUGUGAUACUGUUACAGCAGUUUCUCAUUGUAGCUAAAUGCUGACGAAAUUCAACACCAAAAUUACACAGUGAAAUCAGUUAUUCCAAUGGAGUCAUCGCAUUGCUAGACUUUAUAGUGGAGAUGUAGCAAAUCUGUGCAAAUUUUUUAUUUCAUUUUGAUAAAUUUUAAUCUGAGUUGUGUAGUUAGCCAGUAGGUAGCAUUCUUGACAUUGCUGGAGAGUCUAAGCACCAGUGCGCAACUUUCAUAGGAAUGACUGAAGGCGUAAACCUCUGAUACUUGACAAAACAGAAGCUGUUGCUCAUUAGCUCAGCUGUGUUACACCAGCUGUUACACUGGUCCAGUGUUGCCAAGUCUUUUCCAGUGAGUAGCUAGCUUGCUCCUGAAGUUGUUAAUAGUUGUCAGAUGACAUUAUAUGCUUAUUUGCAUAUUGACAGUGUCAUCACCCAACAAUUUAAUAGUUGUGUCAGCUAUAUAAAAUGUAGACAGAGAAAUCUUUAGCCAAAUUAUCACAAAAAACACAUAACAGGCUCAAGGAGAAAUAUAUAUAUAUUUUUUAAUGCUUACAAUUUAUUUAGAAGUAAAGUCACUAAGAGGGUCUGAAAAGCUUCUGAAUCCAGCAGGAAAGUUGUCAACACUGAGCUGGUCCUCAAAAGAUCACAGUUUGCUGAAAGUAGUGAGGAGUUUGGUACAAAUAUAUCACAAUGUGUGGUCUUUUUCUCCUCUUCAGUAACAUUACUGAUGAAACGAUGAACAGUCGUGGGAAAAAAUGACAAAGGGGGCUAAACGGCAUCACAGAGAAAACUGAAAGAGCUUCUAGAACCAAAUAUUUCCUGUGACAAGGGGAUGCUGCAUCAUUCUUUGUUGUGACCAGGCCUUAACUUAAAGAAAAGAAUUUCCCCUUGGGGAUAAAUAAAGGAAUUCUGAUUCUGAUAACUGUAACUUGUUCCACAAGUUACAUAGUCUUACUAUAACAAUGAGUAAUAAUUAUUUAUCACCAUUUUGUAGACAAAACCUGCUAGUUAAUUGUUUUUAAUUGCAAUAUAUUUCAGACCGCAAAAGGUUUUUGUUGCAAUAACACUGUUGUUUGUAGAAACUGAAGUGACAUAUUGAGUGCUGGAGGGAUGAAUGCGGUGGGGAACAGCCUGGAGCCAGGAUUCAACAUCAAUCUGUCUGAGACAGAAGAAAAUAAAAUGAUGUUUUGUAUUUUCAAUGCAAAUACAUGUUUCAGUUUUGUUUCCUGUGGCAUAUCCUUGCAUAUUUUUCUACCAAUAUAAACAAUACUUUGUCAGUUACCUACUAGAUCAGCUGAAGUACCAUUUUCUUCUGAGUCUAUUUGUCACUGUCUUUUGCAUUGUUCAACACAGUUCACAAACCUGCUCCAAGUUCAACCAUACCUUGUAAUAGUAAAGUUGCUCAGAGGGUCUGAAAAAUCGACCACACCUCACUGAACCUUGAGCCGAUAUGCACUGUGCACUCAUUCACACUUACUGUUUCUUUCUGUCCAGCUUUUUUUCAUGUCUCAAAUAAAAAGCUCCAAGGUUCAUCUGUGAGGAGGAGGAGCUCUCUGACAGAAAGAGAGAGAGAGGAAGAGAGAGAGAGAGAGAGAGAGAGAGAGGAAGAGAGAGGUGUUUUCACUGCUCAACUCUCGUGGCUUUCCGAAUAGUUUAUAAUGCAGUGGAAUAAAUCUUUGCUUUGCAGUGUAGUGUUUUUGUUUUUUCUUUGCUUUUGUCCACUUUGUACUUCUACUGAGAAACAUUCAAGGUGUCGCUCUGACACACACACUCAAAUCCAUCAUAAGACACAUAACACAAAAAAGUUUUGUGAUCCUUCCUUCAGCAACCAGACAGCACAUGCUACCACUCAGAAGUGCAUCUCUGGCUUCUACAGAGAGCAGACUGGACCACACAGGGGUCAGUGUGUGCCAUGUAGCUGCAAUGGACUCUCCAAUGAGUGUAAUGAGCAUACAGGGAACUGUAUGGUUGGUUUACACACACACACACGCGCACACACACACACACACAAUUACUAUGUUCAAUUGAUGAUCCAAACCACACUUAAAGGCUGACACAUGUGUUGGUCAGCCAAGGCACAAAACAUGUUGUUCAAGCUGUGUUUCAUCUAAUCUCACCUCCAGGACUGUCAGUUCAACACCACCGGGGACCACUGUGAACAGUGUAAAGAGGGUUACUAUGGAAACGCAGCAGACCGGACCUGUCAUGCCUGUCCAUGCCCCUCUACAAGGAACAAUUUUGCUUUGGCCUGUCUGGACAUUGGCUCAGGAGUGGUUGAAUGUUUGUGUAAACGAGGUUACAGUGGAGCCAGAUGUGAAAGGUGGCACAAAACCAAAGCAUCAUUUACAUUUCAGCAUUACUAUCAGUGCA